AUGGGUUCCUUGUCUGGACUCAUUCAAAGACCAGUGAUUGCAGCGGCUGCGGCAGCUUUAGCUUCAGUUUCUGUUGAUUUUUCUGAUAAACUCCCAUCUACUAGAUCAUCUGAUACUUGUUCUUCCUUGGAACAUUCAAGCUCAUUAUUGUCUGAUUCAGUUCAGGAUUUAAACUUUUCGUGGGAUUCUUGCAUUUUGGUUUCUAAGCUUGCAAAUUCGUCGUUCUUAACAAGGAUUCGGGUGCCUGUUCCCAAUGUUAGCUUCCCAGUUCCAGAUUUGAGCCAAACUUUUGUCCCGAAUGCUUUAGGAUUUUCUGUUGCUUCCUCUCCUUUUCUUGUUAAUUUGUAUCGGUCUGCAGAGUUGGCCAAAGGGCCAAAACCAAGUGCAUUCAAAACCACAACUAUUCCUACGUCCUCUCCUGAUAUAUUGUAUAGAUGGCAUUUGCCCGAGCUGAGUACUAUUGAUGUUUCUAGGUCUUCUGAUUGUUCGUCAGAAAAGUCUAGGACAGUAGUGGUUUUGCUAGGGUGGUUAGGAUCAAAGCAGAAACAUCUAAAGAAAUAUGCUGAGUGGUAUACUUCAAGGGGAUUCCAUGUCAUUACUUUUACUUUUCCAAUGGCUGAGAUUCUUAGUUACCAAGUUGGUGGGAAAGCGGAACAGGACAUUGACUUGCUUGUGAACCAUCUGGCUGAUUGGCUGGAAGAGGAUGGAAAGAACUUGGUUUUCCACACUUUCAGCAAUACCGGAUGGUUAACAUAUGGAGCUAUACUUGAGAAGUUUCAGAACCAGGAUCCUUCUUUGAUGGGAAGGAUUAGGGGCUGCAUUGUGGAUUCUGCCCCUGUUGCUGCCCCUGACCCUCAGGUUUGGGCUUCAGGUUUCUCUGCUGCUUUUCUGAAAAAGCGUAGUGUUUCAACAAAAGUGCAUGUGAGCUCAAAAGAGUCAGAUAUGGAGGUAUUAGUUGGCAGCAAAACACUCGUGGAACCCAAGCCUGCCAUAACUGAAUCAGCUUUAUUGGCAGUUCUGGAAAAGUUCUUUGAUGUGAUUCUGAACCUUCCUACAGUGAACAGGAGGCUCUCAGAUGUGCUAAGCUUAUUAUCAUCGGGACAACCAAGCUGUCCACAGUUAUAUAUUUAUAGCUCUGCAGAUAAAGUCAUUCCUGCAGGGUCUGUGGAAUCAUUUAUAGAGAAGCAGCGAAGAGCUGGGCAUGAGGUUAGGGCCUGCAACUUUGUGUUCACACCUCAUGUUGAUCAUUUCCGAAAUGACCCAAAACUGUAUACUAAUCAGCUCAGCCAGUUUUUAGAUGAUUAUGUGCUUACUUGUUGCAAGAAUUCUUAA
Dovyalis caffra is the source of this 1332-nucleotide messenger RNA. The record is from the annotation of a GenBank genome assembly. NCBI's taxonomy places the organism in Eukaryota, Viridiplantae, Streptophyta, Magnoliopsida, Malpighiales, Salicaceae.